Molecule: messenger RNA, 1445 nt
Organism: Helicoverpa zea (corn earworm)
Lineage: Eukaryota; Metazoa; Arthropoda; Insecta; Lepidoptera; Noctuidae
Gene: U3-55K
Product: U3 small nucleolar RNA-interacting protein 2
Exons: 1
Coding region: 59-1408 (449 amino acids)
Cellular component (GO): small-subunit processome
Molecular function (GO): protein binding; snoRNA binding
Source: RefSeq, a predicted model, not a curated record
CAAAAUUUUGAAAGUUUUUCUAUAUUUUUGUAAUAAGACUAUCAUUUUAGUGUAAAGAAUGUCUUCCUCCUUCUUUUUGAAAGGGAAAUCCAGGCAAGUUCAAAAACGAAAAGGCGAGAAAGUAAAGAAAAAGGCUUCGAAGAAACCGAACGCGCCUAACCUAGAAAAUGGUCAGGAAUCUUCAGAUAGUGAACUUGAUUUACGAAAGUUUUCCGACGCGGAAGAAUCAGAAAGCGAUCAUGAAACUGCUGAGCAGAAGAAGUUGCGGCUAGCUAAGAAGUACCUUGAAGAAAUCGAGAAAGAAGAGGCGAAACGAGCGGAGCUCAAAGAGGUCGACGAUGCUGUAGAAAACCGUUUAAAGAAAGACUAUUUAGAACAGAAAGGUAAAUUAAAAAUUGAGGUAGCUGAAAAGUACGUAGAACCGAGUGAAGAUGAGCUGAGACUCAUUCGUGCCAAGGAACACCGUCUAACACUGACAUGUGUUUGUAUCAGCAGUGAUAACAACUUCGCGUUCACUGGCAGCAAAUGUGGCUCUGUUAUUAAAUGGGGAAUCAAAGAGAAAAGAAAACUUGGUAGUUUAACUUACAAAACUCAUUCCAAUUUUAUUAAAGGUGAUGUAAAAUCUCUUGCAAUAUCCACUGACGGCAAAUAUUUAGUUUCGUCCGAUGACAGUCCAUAUAUUCAAGUGUGGGAUCCACAAACACUCAAACAUGUACAUACAUUCAAGGGACACAAAGACGUAGUAACAGGACUGGUGUUUAGAAAGAAUACACACGAUUUAUACUCGGCUAGUAAAGAUAGAUCUGUGAAAAUUUGGUCUUUAGAUGAGAUGGCAUAUGUUGAAACAUUGUUUGGGCACCAGUCACCCAUUACUUCGAUUGAUGCAUUGACCAGGGAGAGAGCACUGACUGCAGGAGGCAGAGAUACUACAGUAAGAAUAUGGAAGAUAGCUGAGGAGUCACAGUUGAUAUACAAUGGACCAAUCGGGAGUCUUGAUGAGGUCAAGCUUUUAGAUGAGGAGCAUUUUGUGUCAGGCAGUGACAAUGGCUCAAUAUGUGUAUGGAGUGUACUAAAAAAGAAGCCUUUGUGCACAGUUCCAGAAGCCCAUGGUUCUGAGAAUGAAGUACCUCGGUGGAUUACUAGUCUGGCAACUUUAUUGAAUUCUGAUGUUUUUGCAUCUGGGUCCUAUGAUCUUAGUAUUAGGCUAUGGAGAGUCUGUGACCAAUAUAGGAAAGUUUUACCUAUGUUUAGUGUAAAUGUGUGUGGUUUUGUAAACUCUAUGCAGUUUACAAGUGAUGGUAAACAGUUGUAUGUUGCGGUUGGCCAGGAACAUAAGGCUGGCAGAUGGUUCAAGUUAGGAGGUGCCAAAAAUGGACUUUUAGUUAUUAAUUUUAAUAUUAAGGAGUAAUAUAAUAAUGUUGUAAUAAACAAUUUAAUUUACACAA